Closterium sp. Naga37s-1 is the source of this 4305-nucleotide messenger RNA. The record is from the annotation of a GenBank genome assembly. NCBI's taxonomy places the organism in Eukaryota, Viridiplantae, Streptophyta, Zygnematophyceae, Desmidiales, Closteriaceae.
AUGGACGUACUCUGCCUGCAGGCUCUCUCAAAACGAAUUCACUUCGGAGCCUUUGUUGCUGAGGCGAAGUUUCAGGAGAGUGAUAGCGCAGGGAGGAAGGCCCAUGACAGACGCGUCUCAAUGAUCCAUUUCACAGUUCCUCACCCCCCGUGCUCUGCGCGCUUGUGCUCCAUUCCCGACCCCUCCUCGCUCCGCGCGUGUCUGCAGGUGAUAGCACAGGAAGGAGGGCCCAUGGCGGACGCGUGGAGGGGCCUGGCCGUGCUAGUGCCAUGUCUAAUCACCCCUCCCCUCAUCCGUCAUCGCACCAUCACUCGUCUCACCUCUCCCGCACCUCUCUUCGGCCUUGCGAUUCCGCCUUGCUGUCGCCCGUGGGACUUCCUUCCCUUCUGCAGCUACCAGGGAGUCUUGGCGAACUCGUUAGAAGCCACUCCGUUUAUAGCCAAGUUGGCCCAAGAGCCGUUCACGGAGGUCCCGCUGGUGUGGGUCGUGCACGAGGCUGACGUGGCGGACAGGCUGGCAGUGUACGAGUCCAGUCAGCAUAUGCAGGGGCUGAGGCAGCAGUGGGUGGACCUAUUUGCUCGCCCUGACGCUCUCGUGUUCCCCUGCAUGGCACUCAAAGAGCGGUACCAGUCCCUGAACACUGAAAACUUUGUGGUAAUUCCCGGCUCGCCCACGUGGACGUACGCCGCGACCCGAUUCGCCGCGUCACACUCGCCAGAGUCGGAGCGGGCGGCGCGUCAGAUCCCGCCUGACACGUUCACUGUAGCAGUGGCGGGAAACCAGAGGGUGUACCAGGGAAAGUGGCGGGAACGGGCAAUGGCCAUGCAUGCUGUUCAAUCAUUGGUCCAGCCGCCUGUCAUGGGGUGCGGGUCUUUAUGGGGGUGGAUGGUUGGGGAUGCUGGGGGAAAGGGAGGAGGGCAAGGAGGAGGAGGAGGGGAAGGGAGUGGAGGAAGGGGAGGUGGGGUAGGAGGGGAAGGAGGGAUGGAGCAGAGAAGAGGCGGGAGAGGGAGAGGAGGGGAAGGGAAUCAGAAGGAGCGAGAGGGGGUGUCAGCAGUGGAACGAGCACAUGUGGUGUUUAUGGGUAACUGGAACAGCUCAGGGUCACAAUCGCAGCUGGCGGUGCUUAAGGUGGUAGCGAAGCAUCUGCUUAUAGCGAAUCUGACGUGGGGCGUGGGCGAGGCGGAGGGGGAGGAGGGGAUGGGUGUGUUGAUGGCGAGUGAUGUGGUGGUGUGGAGCUCGGUGGAGGAGGAGAGGGAGGUGAAUCCGCUGCUGGUGAAAGCGCUGGCGCUGGGGAAGGUGAUUGUGGUGCCGAAACUGAUCAAGAUCCGAGCAGAGGAGAGGGAGGUGAAUCCGCUGCUGGUGAAAGCGCUGGCGCUGGGGAAGGUGUUGGUUGCACCGAAGCUGAUCAAGAUUCGAGCAGAGGUGAGGGGUUGGGCUUGUGGGUCCCCCACUGAUCCCACUCCUCCCACUCCCCCCCAUCCUCACCCCCCCUCACAGUUGUCCAAUGGCGUGCAUGCUCUUUUCUACGACCCCGGGAAGGAAGCUUCCAUGAAACAGGCGCUCCUUAAAGCUGCGUCGCUUUCCCAGUCUGACGCGCUCGCCAUGUCAGCAUCGGGCCGCGAGCUCUCAUUGGCCCUGGGCGCGCGCAGCGUGGUUAAGGAGGUAGCGAGGCUGCUAGAACGGGUAAUGGAGGGGGGCGUGGGGAUUAGAAGCCCUCGGCCGGCGGACUGGCUGUGGUGGGAUAAGAAGCAGGCGUGGAUGUGGGGCGAGGAGGGCGGGUGGGGAUGGGGAGAGGGAGGGGGGAAGGGAGGAGACGGAGGAGUGGGAGGGAGAGGGGAAGGAGGAGGAGGGAGGGGAGAGGGAGGACAGGGGACAGGAGGCGGUGGGACGAAGAGGGGUGGGGAGGAGGAGGAAGAGGGCGAGGGAGUGGAUCUAGGUGGGAGUGUGGAGGAAGGGGAGGCUGUGGUGGUGAAGGGCGGGGAGAGUGGGGGGAUUGGAGGGAGGAAGGUGAUGCUAAGGGAAGGUGGCUAUAAGGGGCGAAGGACGGGGUUGAAGAAGGGAGGCAAGGAAAGGGAGGGCAGUAAGGAGGAAGCAGUGGGGAUGGGAGGGGAAGAGAGAGGGGACGUGACAAGGAGUGAUGGGAGGAGCGAUGGGAGUGCGAGGAGUGAGGGAGGGAGUGAGAGGAGGAAUGUGGUGCUGCAGAUGGAGGAGGAGUGGGAGGAGCUGAAGAGAAGGGAGGCGGCGUUGCUGAUGGGAGACAAAACGAGGGACAGCAUGCUCAUGGCCGAGAUGGAUGGUGCUGAGGAGGCGGUGGUGGGAGGCGGGGCAGGGGGUUUUGAGGUGCCUCAAAAGGCGCUGCUGAUGGGCGAUAAAACGAGGGAUAGCAUGCGUAUGGCUGAGAUGGAUGGGGCUGAGGAGGCUGUGGGAGGCGGGGCUGGUGGUGGGGUGACUGGUAUAGGAGGAGCAGGAGGAGCAGGAGGAGAAGGAGGUGCAGCAGGCGCAUCAGCAGGGGCAACAGCAGCAGCAGAUGGAGAGGCAGCAGCGGCUCUGAGUGGUUUUAAGUCGAGUACAGCGGUUUCAGAUGGUGCGGUUUCAGCAGCUGCUGCCACUGCUACUGUGGACGAGGAGAAGGGCAACACAGGCGCGAGGAUAGGAGUAGUAGCAGCAGCAGCAGCAGCAGUAGCAGGAGUGCCUGAUCUGAAAGCACCCGAGGAGCAACUGGAGGCUGAUAUUUUAUGGGACCGCAGGGAGCACGAGUCACUGUCAUGGGAGGAGGUGAAGGUGGGGGUGAAGCGGGCGGAGAGGAGUGGGCUGCAUGAGAGGGACGACGGUGACCUCGAGCGAUCCGGCCAGCCCAUCUGCAUCUACGAGCCGUACUCUGGGAACGGAUCCUGGCCGUUCAUUCAUGACAAGGAUACCCUGUACCGCGGGGUUAGCCUGUCUCGCUCCUCCCGCCGCCCCAACCUGUAUGACGAUGUGAACGCAUGGGCACGCCUCCCCAUGCUCGCCUCGCCCUACUACCGCGACGUGCUCUGCGACUUUGCAGCCCUGCUGGCGAUCAACUACCGCAUAGACCGAGUCCACAGGAACCCCUGGAUAGGCUUCCAGCCGUGGCGGGUCCAGGCGGAGAAUGUGGGGCUGAGCGGCGCGGCGGAAAAGGCGCUGGUUGGGACUAUAGAGGGCGGGACUGUAGCGGAUGCGGUAGUGUUCUGGGUGAGUACUGUAGACCAGGUGGAGAUUCAUAGGGAUCCGAGGAGUGCGGCGCUGGGGGAGGAUGGGGAGAAGGUGGGCGGAGGAGGAGAGGGAAGGGGAAGUGGAGGCGGAAGGGGAGGGGUAGGUGCAGGAGAGCAUGGGGGAAAGGGGGAUGGGAGAGGGGAGACAGGGGGAGGAGUGGGGAAGAUGCCUGUUGGGGGGUUGGAGGAGCGAGCAGGGGAUGACUUUUGGACGACAUGUGACAUGAUGAACCGUGGUAACUGCAGAGCUGCAUUCCUCGAAGCAAUGAGGCUGGUGUACAGCCUGCCGUCCAACUGGACAACUUUGCCGCCCAUGCCUGUGGGAGGAGGCACCUGGUCUGCCAUGCAUGCAUGGGCCAUGCCGGCACACAACUUUGUGGAGUUCAUGCUGUUUGCGCGCAUGUUCGUUGAUGCCCUGGAUGUGAGGUUCUACCAGAGACACGCGGCCCACGGCACGUGUCCUUUGGCCGAGAGCCACGCAGAGGAGCGGCACUGCUACUGCCGAUUGCUUGACCGGCUUGUGAACGUGUGGGCGUAUCACAGCCGAAAGAGAAUGCUGCUUCUGAACCCCCACACUGGCACCCUCAAAGAGCAGCACCCUGUCCCCACACGCUCCAAAUCCCGCUCCCGGCGCGCCUGGUUCCAAUGGUUCUCCCGCCCGGUACUUAAAGCCAUGGAUGAGGAACGGGCAGAAGAGACGGACGACCCCGCCCACGCGAUCAAUGGGCGGCGGUGGCUUUGGCCUCAUCUGGGGGAGGUGCAGUGGCAAGGGUCGAUCGAGCGGGAUAGAAUGUUUAGACUGUGGCAGAAGGGGCAGAAGGAGAGGAGGAAGAAGGAGAGACUGGCGCGAAUGAGAGUGAGAUAUAAGCAGGAGGCGUUGGGAGGGCCGGUUGUGAAAACAUUGGGGGAGGUUGGGGGCGUGGGGUUGGGGAGGAAUGGGAGUGCUGUGGAGGGAGGGGAGGAGGGGAAGAGAGGAAGUGGCGGCAGCGGCGGCAUUGACAAGAAGAGUAGCAGCAGCAGUAGCAGUGAUACUUCUCAGGAGGAGGGCAAAGAGGACAGUGACACAAGGUGA